AUGCAUCCAGAAACAGAAUACUAUCAAAUUGGCGGCUUCAGAGCUCACUCUAACUCAUGGUUCAGAUUCGAUGAGAAGGCUCUGAUACGCGCUAUCACGUCAAGCAGGUCUCCAGCCUUGAGGCCCUCCAACGAUGGAAUCGAGCUUGUAUUGGGGGUUUUGCGGUCUGGGGCAACAUACGUUCUAAUGAGCAGAGAACAAAUGCUGUCUUUCACACGACUGGCUGGCCUCCGGCCUUCCAAUUCAUCAUGGCAUUCAAGUGCUUUUAUAUCAUUAUCGCCGAUUUCCUUUAGCACAGCCGAGGAGUUUACGAAAAAAAUUCAGAGUUAUAGACAAAAGUCGAAUAAGCACAGGGAAGGCGAAAUACAAGACAAUAGUCCUGCAAAUAAAGGAUAUAUCAAGGCUGUCAAUCUAGAUGGUGGCAUACCACGUAGUGCUUUCGAACAUCAGCGGUAUGCACCCUUGUACUUGCUUUCUCCCGAAGUACUACGGCUAACGAUACUGAAGGGAAAGCUUGAAAUCCAUAAAUUUGGUCUCAAGGAAACUCCCUGGGCAACGGCCAUAAGGGUUGUCUCAUUCGCAUUUACACCUUGGACGCGGGAUACACGUCCUUAUCCCAUUCGUCUCAAGAAACCUCAACUUCUCGAUGUUGGAUGGACAGAACUCGACCUUCCUAUUUAUUUGAGCACAGGAAGAGUGAAUGAUACCGCUCACAUACGCGUUAAAGAAAACCGUAUCCUUGGAAACCCAGGGUCUUCCAAAGGGAAUUUCCAAUAUGGAGACUCCGAGAUGUUGGACGACUCGUCAAUCCCAUCCCGCAUACAGAAAUUGAUGUCACAUGAUGAACAAUCAAGAGAUGUACCCCUUGUCAUACUCGUCUAUAACGAAAAAAUGGCAAGGGGCGUAUUUGCGCACUAUGGUAUCGAUACUGCAUAUUGGGAGUCAGGUAUCUCAGAGCUACUCGAGCUGGACUCCUCGAAGGCAAGUGACAUUGCGCCUGCUGGCAUUAAUGCUACCAGACUGACAUGGAACCUAGUAUGA
Messenger RNA from Serpula lacrymans var. lacrymans S7.9, 1041 nucleotides. RefSeq lists its product as uncharacterized. The transcript is spliced from 5 exons. Bases 1 to 1041 code for a protein of 346 amino acids. The record is from RefSeq and is a predicted model, not a curated record. Lineage: Eukaryota; Fungi; Basidiomycota; Agaricomycetes; Boletales; Serpulaceae.